UGGGGCGGCGGGACCGACACCAUAAGCCGCCCCGGAGGAGAGGUGCGGGGCUGCUGCUCGGUAAAUGGCUUCUGCCCGGAGCAGAGGAGCUGAGCUCCCCCGGAGGAAGGCACUGGCUCUGCGUUAGCCGUAAACAAGAAGUUAUUUUACGAAGAAGGAACACAUGUAAGAAACAAGAUGUCUCAUGCUGGGAGACGAUACCAAGAUAAGCAGUACAGGCACCAUGAGAAUCACAGAUCUGAUCGAUAUGAGGAAGACAGAAGAGCGAGAAAACCAUACCCGUAUAAUGCAAGAUCAACAGAAGACAUCCGAGGUGGCCAGCACUCAAAGGCUUCCACUGUUUACUCAGAGCCUUACUCUAAAACCUCAGAAACCGUACGGGAAUAUUUUGGUCCACUACCAGAACAUUAUCCUCCCAAAGAAACCUUCUCAAUGAAGUGUUCAAAGGUAUGCACAACAAGAGGCAUUUUGAAGUUUGUGGAAAUCACGGUUAACCUGCUGGUGCUUAUUUGUGUGGGAGCUGCCCAAGCCUCUGUUGCAGGCUUCACCUCCCUCGGCGGCAUCGGAUCCUUUAACCUGGAUUCGGCCUAUAGCCCCUUCGAGGGCACGGAGCUGCGGGAGGUGCGGGAGCUGGACAUGCAGUUCACACAGAUGAGAGCCCCUUGCGUGUACGGCGGAGUAGCCUUCAGCUUAACAGCAGCGGUCCUUACCCUUGUCUUCCUCGUCGUGGGGGCAAAACCCAUCCAGCAGCUCAGGGUAGGGCUGCUGGUGGGUGAAUGUGCCUUCAACCUGCUGGCCAGUGUGGCAUACGUCGCGGCGGUCGGCCUCUACCUGCAUUUUGUCAGCCAGGUGAACGCCACGGACAUUUGCAAGAGGCGUGAGAGGCUGUAUGCGCGCCGUGGUUAUACCUCCAUGAACUGCGUGGUUCAGGGUGGCGACGCCGCUGUUGGCCUUUUCGGUGUCGCUGCUGCCUGUUUGUACUUUGCCAGCUUUGUGGUCUGCAUCCGUGCUAUCCGAACCGUCCGGGCCUUCUGGAGCCACGCGUCCAAGGCUCAGCACAGCCCCAAAAGCAGCAUUAGAGACAGAAGUGUCAGAAACCCCCGUGCUGUGCACGGGACCUCUGAAAGCUCUCACAAUGUCCAGGCUCUUGCUACAUUAGUGUGAAGCCAGCGCUGGGACUGCACCAGAGAGCAGGAGCUUCAGCAAGGGAUGGACACUGGGCUUCACAUGCUAAAGAGGCAACCAGUCCACAACGUUACUGUCCCACAAGGUGCUGAAGUGUGUAUUGAAUCACCAAAUGUAACAGUACUCCUAUGUCAUGAUGUAAUAAAAUUGUCGUUGAGGA
Messenger RNA from Chroicocephalus ridibundus (black-headed gull), 1345 nucleotides. RefSeq names its product MARVEL domain-containing protein 3-like. Lineage: Eukaryota; Metazoa; Chordata; Aves; Charadriiformes; Laridae. The transcript is spliced from 4 exons. Bases 178 to 1164 code for a protein of 328 amino acids. Gene Ontology annotation, cellular component: membrane. The record is from RefSeq and is a predicted model, not a curated record.